Molecule: messenger RNA, 477 nt
Organism: Humulus lupulus (European hop)
Lineage: Eukaryota; Viridiplantae; Streptophyta; Magnoliopsida; Rosales; Cannabaceae
Product: antifungal protein ginkbilobin-like protein
Exons: 2
Coding region: 1-477 (158 amino acids)
Cellular component (GO): plasmodesma
Source: RefSeq, a predicted model, not a curated record
AUGGGUUUUCAUCAUCUGAAAUUUGCUGCAAUAAUCACAAUUGGAUUUUUGUAUAGUACUCUUGUGGUUACAAGCCUUCCAAACACAUACGUCACAACCGUGCUGUGCAACUCGGGUCAGUACACAGCAGGAGAUCCAUUUGCAACAAGUCUUGCUUAUGUUUUCGAGGAAUUGCUGAUUGAAGCCCCAAAACACAAGAAUUAUGAGUUGUAUGACAUCUCUCCUUAUCCUAAUGGAUUUGCAUAUGGUCACGGUACUUGUAACAAACACCUAACUAGUUCAGACUGCCUUGCGUGUCUCGGCGCUGCCAAAACCGCCAUGCUUGGCUCGUGUCAAAAUCGUAUAGGGGCUCGAGUUGUGCUUCAUGAUUGUGCAAUUAGAAUUAGUACUUUGGAGAAUGCAUUGUAUAAGUGGUUGCUGGGAAAUAAAGAUUUCAUUCCCCUGAUUGGUAGUCUUACGGUUUCAGUGCAAGAAUGA